This is a messenger RNA of Styela clava, 1135 nucleotides long. RefSeq names its product carbohydrate sulfotransferase 9-like. Gene Ontology annotation, cellular component: membrane. Gene Ontology annotation, molecular function: sulfotransferase activity. Lineage: Eukaryota; Metazoa; Chordata; Ascidiacea; Stolidobranchia; Styelidae. The record is from RefSeq and is a predicted model, not a curated record. Gene Ontology annotation, biological process: carbohydrate biosynthetic process.
UCAGUUCUUGUAUAAUGUCAAACAGCUUUGAAGUGCGACUGAUGAAGAAUGGCAAGAAUAUAUCUGGCUAUUACAAUUGCCACAUCAGCAAUUUGCAUCUUAUUGUAUGGAUUACUAAGCUCGAAUAUAUUACAGCAUGAAUUCUACACAAAGAUACAGUAUUUCAAGAAAUCAUCACUUUCAGAAUCAGAUUUCCCUCCAAAUUCGGUUGUCGAAGAGCAAAAACUAAGAUUCCAAACUUUAGAGAAGUCCUGUCGGAAAUUGAAAUUAAAUAAAAUCAUUCCAAAAGAUGACAAAGGUUUCAUGAAGUUCAUCAGUAAAACGAAAUUGUACUUUUCAGACAAAUACAAGUUACUGGCUUGCCUGAUCCCCAAAGUUGGUUGCACAAAUUUCAAGAAGGUAUUACUUGUCGCAGAAGGUCUUGUGAAUGCAUCAGAUGCCACUGAGUUAUCCGGAGAUAUCCAUGAUAUUGCAAAUCUCAAUUUGCAUCUGCAAACUUUGAGUGACGUUAAAGAAAUUAAGCAUCGACUGAAUACUUAUUAUAAAGUCAUCAUGGUCAGAGAACCCCUACAUCGAAUGCUUUCAGCGUAUCGUAACAAAUUUGAAAAUUCCAAAAACGAAUUUUUCAAGAGAAUGGCAAAAAAAUUGCACGAGAAAUAUUCAAAUUCAAGUAUUCCGACAGACAAAUCCUCACCGUUGUUGAGUUUUAAAGAAUUUGCCACUCACGUCAGUUCAACAGAUGACAACAAUGAACACUGGCAACUUUUCUAUAGGCUAUGUUCGCCAUGUGCAGUAAAAUACGAUUUCAUUGCUAAGCUGGAAACAAUUUCUGACGACAUGCCUUUCAUCAUGAAUACCAUUGGAAUGAGCAACAUGACAUUUCCUCAAAAUUAUCCCCCUCAGAAACGAACCGACGAUGAAAAACUUGAGACAUAUUUCAAAGAAAUACCAGAUUUAAGAGGAUUAUUGGUUAAAAAAUACAAAUAUGACUCUGAGUUAUUCGGGUAUCCUCUAUUAUUCUGAAAACGAAUCUACACAUACUUUUGCUUUGAUGACGUACCGAUGUAUCGUAGUUUGCCACACGAUUAAGAGUCAUUCUCAGUUUCCCAUUUGAUUUAAGAUAAAAUUGAAAUCU